Messenger RNA from Loxodonta africana (African savanna elephant), 2210 nucleotides. It is a transcript of the gene SLC1A1, whose product is annotated as solute carrier family 1 member 1. Gene Ontology annotation, molecular function: L-glutamate transmembrane transporter activity; glutamate:sodium symporter activity; L-cysteine transmembrane transporter activity. Bases 1 to 1575 code for a protein of 524 amino acids. Lineage: Eukaryota; Metazoa; Chordata; Mammalia; Proboscidea; Elephantidae. Gene Ontology annotation, cellular component: plasma membrane. Gene Ontology annotation, biological process: L-glutamate transmembrane transport. The record is from RefSeq and is a predicted model, not a curated record. The transcript has 12 exons.
AUGGGGAAGCCGGCGAAGAAGGGCUGCGACUGGUGGCGCUUUAUCAAGAAAAACUGGCUGCUGAUCAGCACCGUGGCCGCGGUGGUGCUAGGGAUUGCCUUGGGAGUCUUAGUUCGAGAGUUCGGCAACCUGUCUAACCUGGACAAAUUCUACCUUGCUUUUCCUGGAGAGCUUCUCAUGAGGAUGCUGAAGCUCAUCAUUUUGCCAUUGAUUAUAUCCAGCAUGAUCACAGGUGUUGCUGCACUGGAUUCCAACGUGUCCGGAAAAAUUGGUCUGCGUGCUGUCGUAUAUUAUUUAUGCACAACUAUCAUUGCUGUGAUCCUAGGAAUCGUGCUGGUGGUGAGCAUCAAGCCUGGUGUCAGCCAGAAAGUGGAUGAAAUUGACAGGGUAGGCAGCACCCCUGAUGUCAGCACAGUGGACUCCAUGCUCGACCUGAUCAGAAAUAUGUUCCCUGAGAACCUCGUCCAAGCCUGUUUCCAGCAGUACAAAACCAGACGUGAGGAAGUGAAUCCUGCAGGUGAGCCAGAGAUGAACAUGACGGAAGACUCCGUCACAGCUGCCAUGACGACCACAGUUUCCAAGAACAAGACAAAGGAAUACACGGUUGUGGGCCUCUAUUCCGAUGGCAUGAAUGUCCUGGGCUUGAUUGUCUUUUGCCUCGUCUUUGGGAUUGUCAUUGGAAAAAUGGGAGAAAGGGGGCAGAUUCUGGUGGAUUUCUUCAAUGCCUUGAACGAUGCAACCAUGCAGAUUGUGCAGACCAUCAUGUGUUACAUGCCGCUUGGGAUUCUGUUCCUGAUCGCCGGGAAGAUCAUAGAAGUUGAAGACUGGGAAGUAUUCCGCAAGCUGGGCCUGUACAUGGCCACAGUGCUGAGUGGGCUUGCGAUCCACUCCAUCAUAAUCCUCCCGCUGAUAUACUUCAUAGUCGUACGAAAGAACCCGUUCCGAUUUGCCAUGGGAAUGGCACAGGCUCUCUUGACAGCUCUCAUGAUCUCUUCCAGCUCGGCAACACUGCCUAUCACCUUGUGCUGUGCGGAGGAAAAGAAUCUGGUGGACAGGAGAAUCACAAGAUUUGUGCUGCCCGUUGGCGCUACGAUCAACAUGGAUGGAGGCGCGCUCUACGAGGCAGUAGCCACUGUGUUCAUUGCACAGUUGAAUAACUUGGACUUGGGCAUUGGGCAGAUCGUCACUAUCUGUGUCGCAGCCACAGCCAGCAGCAUAGGAGCCGCUGGCGUGCCCCAGGCCGGUCUGGUGACCAUGGUGAUCGUGCUGAGUGCCGUGGGCCUGCCCGCUGAGGAUGUCACCCUCAUCAUCGCUGUUGACUGGCUCCUGGACCGGUUCCGAACCGUGGUGAACGUGCUCGGAGAUGCAUUUGGGACAGGCAUCGUGGAGAAGCUCUCCAAGAAGGAGCUGGAGCAGAUGGAUGCUUCAUCCGAAGUCAACAUAGUGAACCCCUUUGCCUUGGAAUCCACCAUACUUGAUAAUGAAGACCCAGAGACCAAGAAGUCCUAUGUCAAUGGAGGCUUCGCAGUAGAUAAGUCUGAUGCCAUCUCGUUCACCCAGACCUCACAGUUCUAGGACCCCUGGCUUCAGAAGACCGGGAAUAGGAAGGAUGUCUCCGUGAGAGUCAUCUCUUAGCAAACUAAGACAUUAAGGAAAAAAAAACAAAACCAGUGGCCAGUUGUAUAUUUGAUUUGAUAUACAGAUGUCCAGAUUAUUUUCUGUAUUUGGAUUCACAGCUUUUGCUUGAAUUCUAUGAGAGAGAGUUUGGAAGUGCAGAAAAUAACAGCUGUUGGGAGUAGGUAAUGAAUGUGGAAGAGAAAUUGCUUUCCCAUGCACAGAAAACCAGUGUUUUGGGGUUUUUUUAAAAAAAAAAUAUUCUGGCAUUGGUUACAAAUUUUUUCUCUUGGCAUGAAUUUCCUUUGGCUUCUCGUGCUUUAUAGAUUAUGGUGCAGCUGAACCACCCCCAGUGAAUGUGCCAAAAUUGUCUACUUUGAAUUCAUCUCCAGCCAAUUUCAAAGACACUGUUUCGAAAGAAAACAGACCAGCACAGUUCUGCAAUAACAGUUUUAAGAUGGGGUUUGGGGGGAAGGGAGAAGGGAUCUUUUUUCAGUGUGUACUGUAUUGGGAUGCAGGUAACUGUUAACCGAGUGUUCAGUAUAAAGCUAGACUGAUAUACAGGCAGUCCCCGGGAUGCGAACGUCCAACUUAUG